CUGACCUCUGAUAAAACUCUCCCCCCCACCACCCCCCACAGCCCCAGCAGCCACGGCGAGCCCGGCUCCAGGAGGAAGCUGUACAGCGCCGUCCCCGGGAGGCACUUCGUGGUGGUGCGCUCCUACAGCGCCCAGGCCGACGGCGAGAUCAACCUCUACAAAGGGGACCGGGUCAAAGUCCUGAGCAUCGGAGAGGGCGGCUUCUGGGAGGGCAGCGCCCGCGGCCUGGUGGGCUGGUUUCCAGCCGACUGCGUGGAGGAGAUCCCAGCCAAGGCCGCCGAUGAAAGGAGCUGCACCAAACGGGCCCCGAACCGGGCUCAGGCCCAGUCGGCAGAGUCUAAAAAACAGCUGACGGAGGUGGCUCAUCGUGUGUCACAAACACACAGGCGGCCUGCUGGUCUGGUGGCCGUUGCUAUGGAGGAGAUGCCGCUUCCUGCCUCUGCACAUGCUCCCUGCUCUGAUUCCCGAGCGGACCGGGCCGACAGACGGAAGCUCUUCAGACACUACACAGUGGGCUCCUACGACAGCUUUGAUGCCUCCAGGUACGACGACCUGGCUCCCAAACUGCCUCCACCAAUCACAGCCAGAGCUCCGCUCCCACCAGCGCCCUCCAGCCCACACAUCCCCAUCACUGUCCUGCUCUAA
Menidia menidia (Atlantic silverside) is the source of this 645-nucleotide messenger RNA. Lineage: Eukaryota; Metazoa; Chordata; Actinopteri; Atheriniformes; Atherinopsidae. The record is from the annotation of a GenBank genome assembly.